GCCAAAGCACAUUGCUAUUCUCCUGCCUCCGUCGCUUUGCUAAUUUUUCUUGAGGAAUCCCAGGUCAGAAUAAGAAGCAAGGACUCCACAUCUCUCUUUGAUCAAUCUGGUUAAGAUUAUGAGCUCCUGAAGGAGGAUGAAGAGAAAGACGGACUCACCAGACGUAGCGACGACAUCUGCAUCUGCCGAUGACUGCGAUUUGUCGUCAGGGGCUGAGUUUGAGGUGUUCUUAAAUUUUAGAGGCCCCGACACUCGCCUCAGCUUUGCUGAUUGUCUCUAUCACUCCCUGGUUCGAGCUGGGAUUCGCGUUUUUAGAGACUUCGAAGAGAUCCGAACGGGCGAAGUGAUUGGAGAUAAGCUCCUGCAAGCCAUCGAGUCCUCCAAAAUAUACGUGCCCAUCUUCUCUAGGGACUACGCAUCAUGCACGUGGUGUCUUCGCGAGCUCGCGCACAUGGUGGAGUGCUCGAGCAAAGAAAACGGCAAAGUGAUCCUACCCAUUUUCUACUACGUGAAUCCCGACGACGUGAAGCUCAAAACUCGAUUAUACCUCGACGAUCUGAAGCAGCAUGAGAAGAAGUUUGGCUGCGAUGAUGUUCGACAAUGGAAGAACGCUCUGACCGAGGUCGCAAGAAUCAACGGAUGGGGCUUGAAGGACAAAGGGUACGAUUGUGGGUUCGAAAUCUGCUUUCUUCUGUUUUUUCUGGGCAAUUAAAAAGCAUAAUUAUACAUAUUCACUAGAGAAGUACGUUUUUUGUUGAGAUGAUGAUGCGUUCUCAUGAUGCUUUACUGCUUACUGUCCCAAAAGAAAC
This is a messenger RNA of Syzygium oleosum, 809 nucleotides long. RefSeq names its product disease resistance protein L6-like. The transcript has a single exon. Gene Ontology annotation, biological process: signal transduction. The coding region runs from base 137 to 712 and encodes 191 amino acids. The record is from RefSeq and is a predicted model, not a curated record. Lineage: Eukaryota; Viridiplantae; Streptophyta; Magnoliopsida; Myrtales; Myrtaceae.